Drosophila simulans is the source of this 4417-nucleotide messenger RNA. RefSeq names its product protein vein (gene vn). Gene Ontology annotation, biological process: intracellular signal transduction; nervous system development; animal organ development. The transcript is spliced from 5 exons. Lineage: Eukaryota; Metazoa; Arthropoda; Insecta; Diptera; Drosophilidae. Gene Ontology annotation, molecular function: signaling receptor binding. The record is from RefSeq and is a predicted model, not a curated record. The coding region runs from base 1269 to 3119 and encodes 616 amino acids.
CAUCGAAAAGGUGCACAAAUACAUCAGCAGAUGCGGGUAUAUAUGUAUUGCACAUAUAUCUAGCCAAAGCCAAAGUAGAAGAUAUAUAUGCGUAUAAGCUGAACGCGGCGCACUCUGCUCUGUUUUUUCUUUUAUAAUUACUUUUGUCUAAAAUUAGAAGACGUGUGUGUUGUGUAUGCCCCGUCCGUGUAUCCGUAUCCGUGAGAUACGCGUGAGUGUCCGCGUCUGCUAUAUCGCACAUCAUCAUCGCCGUACACCAUCCGCCGUCCAACAUCCACCAUCACCAUCACCACCAUCAUCAUCAUCGCCAUCCCCAUCAUCAUCGUCGUCUUCGUCGUCGUCGUCGUCGUCAUCAGAGAUCAGAGAUCUGCAGCGGUGUGUGUGCCAGAAAAGACGACUCGUGAAUCAGACUACGGCUACGACUACGGGUGCGACUACGGCUAUAUAGGCGAGAGAUCGCGUAUACGGCCAGACAAACAUUAUCGUAUAUCUGGCGCCGAGGAUUACAAUUACAAGAGCAGCAAACGCAACAGCAGCAUCAGGAGCGGCAGCCGAAGCUAAAGCCGAAUACGAGUACGAAUAUCCGAGCCCCACAAACGAAUACGAAUACAAAUACGAAUCCGAACCCGAAUCGAGGAGAUACGAAACGAUCGCGCGCGUGAAAAGCCUCGUGAAGAAAAGCGCUACGAAAAAAGUGGGGGAAAAAUCAAACGCCACGCGACCUUAGGCCCGUCCAAUUUGGGGGGGCGUGCAGCGGGGCGUGGCCGUGCGUCGACUCCUAGCGAUCGCUCAAGUGAAACGCGGCGAAAUUCUGUUCAGAUAACAAAAAUGAGUCACCAAAAUAAGCAGCAACAGCAGCAGCAGCAACAGCAGCAACAUCAAAAGCAACAGCAACUAUCGAGUGCGGCCAAGUGUUCAUAAAUUAAUGCUAGGCAUACAGUGUGUUAGACCAGUCCGAAAGACACUAUCCCCCUCUCUCUCGCUCUCGAACAGUCCGUCUCUCUCUUGCCCCUGCUGUCGCUCAAAAUGCUACGAAACUAUCGAAAGUAUUUGCAGGAUAAACGGAAAUACGACAAGCCACAACGACGAGGCAGCGAAUUUUACAUUUGUCACGUUUAGGCAAAUUGCAAGGACACAGGACACACCAAUCCCCCAGCAGCAGCAGCAUCACGCAGCAGUACGCAGCAGCAAAGCGCAGCAGCAACACUCGCUAUCGAGAUUUUGUACAUAAAGUCGGGGCAAUAGCAGCAACAACUUUGGAGGACGCCAUGUAUGCGCAACAUUUGCGCAAAUGGAGUCUAAAAACAAAAAAGCAACUAAUGCCAUUGAUAUUGCUAAUUAUCAGCUACAUGUUGCUACUAAACACAUGUGUGUUGUCGUCGUCGGCGACGACGCAGCAGCAACAGCAGCAACAACAGCAGCAGCAGCAUCUUCCAAGAUUAUGGGAAGGCAGUGCCGAAGAAAGCAGCUACUAUAUACCACUGAGUUCGGAUAAUGGCAGCGGGAGCAGUGAAAGCUCCGCCGAGAGCGGUAGCAGCAGCAGUAGAAGCAGCAGCAACAUCGACAACAAUAUCUUAAGUAGGCUGCUCAGCCUCAACAGCAAUAGUCUUAGUAGCCGUAGCAAUGUUAAGUUAAAGCCAGCAACAGUAUUCGACGCCGGCAGCAGUACACCCGCUCAGCAGGAGCAACAUGUGGCUGCCGUGCCAGAGCAGCAGCAACAGCAGCAGCAGUCAAUGCAAAAAGUUCCAAAUACGUUAAUCAAUAGUCAAAUAUAUAAUUUAUUAUACAAUGGCAUGCCCAGCGAGGCGGCGAGCAGCAAAAUGCGUCGCCACAUUCAACCAUCACAGCUGCCACAUCAGCCAGAGAGCAUAGCGCAAUUGCCGAGCAACUACAGCAGUCGGCCGGCGGUGCGGAGCUAUCUCAUCGAGUCCUACGAGAUGCCAGAGAGCCAGUUGGAGGAUCACAGUCCGGAGCUGGCGGCGCGAAGUCGUCGGGAUGGCAGCAACACCAACGGCAGCCGGCAGCAACAGCGCACCGGCCACCGGCAACAGAUGCAGCAGGACAAGCGCGAUCAUCGCCGCCAGCGGCAGGAUCAGCACAAGGAGCAGCGCCAGCAGCAUCAGCACAAGAGCGGCAACAAGCACCACCAGCAGCAGCAGCAGCGCAGGAAGCACCAGCAGAAGCACCAGCGAUACAACCGCUACUGCUCCGCCCGGGAUCCCGCCCAGUUGGCCUUUGCGGCGCCCACCGUUUUCCAGGGUGUCUUCAAGUCGAUGUCCGCCGAUCGGCGGGUGAACUUCUCGGCCACCAUGAAGGUGGAGAAGGUGUACAAGCAGCAGCACGACCUGCAACUGCCCACUCUGGUGCGAUUGCAGUUCGCGCUGAGCAACUCCAGCGGCGAGUGCGACAUCUACAGGGAGCGACUGAUGCCGCGGGGCAUGCUCCGCUCCGGGAACGAUCUGCAGCAGGCGUCGGAUAUAUCCUACAUGAUGUUCGUGCAGCAGACGAAUCCAGGCAACUUCACCAUCCUCGGCCAGCCCAUGAGGGUCACACAUUUAGUGGUGGAAGCGGUCGAAACGGCUGUGAGCGAAAAUUAUACACAGAACGCAGAGGUCACAAAGAUCUUCUCGAAGCCGAGUAAAGCCAUCAUCAAGCAUGGAAAGAAGCUGCGUAUCGUCUGCGAGGUGUCGGGUCAGCCGCCGCCGAAGGUCACCUGGUUCAAGGACGACAAGUCCAUCAACCGCAAGCGCAACAUUUACCAAUUCAAGCAUCACAAAAGACGUUCCGAGCUAAUAGUGCGCUCCUUCAAUAGUUCCUCCGAUGCGGGCAGGUACGAGUGCCGGGCCAAGAAUAAAGCCAGCAAGGCGAUCGCCAAGCGCCGCAUCAUGAUCAAGGCCUCACCAGUUCACUUUCCGACGGACCGGUCAGCCUCGGGCAUACCCUGCAACUUCGACUACUGCUUCCAUAAUGGCACCUGUAGGAUGAUCCCGGACAUCAACGAGGUCUAUUGUAGGUGCCCAACCGAAUACUUCGGCAAUCGUUGCGAGAACAAAUGGCCCGACAGUAGGUACAGCUCUCCCGAAUCAUGCAAAAAUUAUCAGGGAGGUUAUUACUGCUAAAAUAGGCACUUCUAUAGCAUCGAUUGUUUUGCGAGUCGAGUCAAACGCGAGUUAUACACAAUACCUAAACCGAAUCCAAUCAAAUCAAAUCAAAUCAAUCAAACCGAACUCAGUGCCCAUACCAAAAUAACGAAUAACAUAAAAUAUUAUAAAAUGCAAUACGAUAACGUAACAGAUCCAUCUACAUAGUACUACAACCUAAAAUGGAAGAAAGGAAAAUCCAACGAAAUUUCACAACAAUCCUAGUACAUUGAAACUUUCUGCAAAACAUCCGAGAACAGAGAAAGUGAAAUAAACCAAAUAUAGUUGAUAAAGCCACAAACACAGCCACACACAAUCAUACAGACAGAAAGUACAAAAACAGUAUGCAGAAUCUGACCAAAAUCUAAACUCCAGACACCCAAUCACAGACACUCCACACACAGAACCCCCAACUAUCAUCAGUCACUUUGUAAAACGACGAACUAAAAGUUUUAUUAGAGAACACAUUCCAAAAAGAAACAAAGUAAAGUCUUAGUAAUGAAAACAAAGAGUAAACGAAAUAAAUAACUAACCAAGUUGUUCAUAAUAUAUAUAAUUUUAUAAACUAAAAACCAUAUUAAGAGCAAUCAUUAAACACGAGAAGAAUGCAAAUAAAUACGAAUAAAAACAAAGGGUGCUAUAGAAGGUUUAUUUUAAAUAGUGUUUACAUAGGAACUUAAUUUAAUUUCAAUUCACUCAUCACACGAACCACACCAACCAAAACCACAAGUAAAUGUAAAACAAAAAACAGCAAAACAAAACAAAAUAAUUAAGCAACUCGGACAUACGGACGGACAAGCGGACGGACACCGGACAACAGGAAAAUUUGACUAAGAAAGGACCUUUUCCCCACAAAGUACUGAGAAACUUGUCGAAUCCUUUGGCUCAGCCCACACUUACUCAACCCCUCACACACAAUAUGAAUAUGAAUAUCCAGAUUUACGAUAAAAAUCAACAGAGGCUCUCUUAGUUAGAUACACGAAUAUCAACACGCAUAAACGCUGGCAAGUUAGUUACAAAAAACACUCACCCACAAAGGCAUCGAACUGACUAAACAUUUGAAACGGGAACUGAAUUUUGUUUUGUUUUCAGUGUUAUUAUUUGUAGUUUGCAAAUAUUAAAAACAAACCACAUUCGAUAACCCAUUAGAAUUUAUGAUUUCCAAUUAUUUUUAGUUACUACUCGUUAUUAGACAUUAACACUUGGCUGUAGAUUUUGACAAACCAAAAAAAAUCCACCGGAAAGAACCCAAUUCAAAUCAAAUCAAACAAACCAAC